AUGGCCGACUCGGGCAACAUCAAGGUCGUCGUACGAUGUCGUCCCAUGAACUCGAGAGAAAGAAAUCGGGGCGCGUCUAACCUGAUCGAGUUUGUAGACCAGCACCAACUCAUCCUUUCACCCCCCAACGAAGCCGACACAAAAGAAAACAGCAAAGCCACCAAGAAAAAAUCCAUGCCCUUCUCGUUUGAUCGCGCCUACGACGAACACACCGAACAGGACGACCUCUUCCAGUACAUUGGCGUCGAACUUUUACAGCAUGCCUUCAACGGCUUCAACACCUGUGUCUUUGCUUACGGCCAGACCGGUUCCGGCAAAUCACACUCCAUGGUCGGGUACGCUCAAGCCAAAGGUAUCAUUCCCCUCACCUGUGCUCGCCUCUUUGAAGAUAUCAACCAAAAGACCGCCGCCGAUCCUAACCUCAAAAUCAGCGUCGAGGUCAGCUACAUUGAGAUCUACAACGAGAAAGUUCGAGACUUGCUCAAUCCAAAAAACAAGGGCAAUCUCAAAGUAAGAGAGCAUCCUAGCCUAGGUCCCUACGUCGAGGAUCUCAGCAAGCUCGUCGUUGCCAGUUAUCCCGAUAUCAUGAACCUCAUGGACGAAGGCAACAAGGCCAGGACCGUCGCUGCCACCAACAUGAACGAGACCAGUUCGCGUUCGCACGCCGUUUUCACGCUUGUCCUCACACAAAAGCGCUUCGAUGUCCAGACCAAACUCGAGGCCGAAAAGGUAUCACGCAUCUCGAUGGUCGACCUGGCAGGUUCCGAACGCGCCAACUCGACAGGUGCCACCGGUGCACGUCUCAAGGAAGGCGCCAACAUCAAUCGCUCCCUCACCACUCUCGGAAAAGUCAUUGCCGCUCUCGCCAUAGCAAGUUCGGCUGUCGAGCCCGUCAAGGGCGCCAAAAAACCAAAAACCGCCAGCCUAGAUAGCUUUGUACCUUAUCGUGAUUCAGUCCUCACCUGGUUGCUCAAGGACAGUCUCGGCGGAAACUCCAAGACGGCCAUGAUUGCCGCCAUCUCGCCAGCAGACUACGAAGAGACUCUCAGUACGCUCCGUUAUGCCGAUCAGGCCAAAAAAAUCAAGAACAAGGCCGUCGUCAACGAGGACCCCAACGCAAAACUCAUCCGCGAACUCAAGGAAGAGCUCGAGCUGCUUCGCACACGCGUCUCGGGCGGAGGUGGCGCCGAUGGAGAGAGCAACUGGGACCCAUCAAUACCACCCGACAAGCAGGUCGUUCGCUACCAGACCAAAACCGGUGAGAUCAAAACCGUCACCAAGGCCGAGUUGCAGGAACAGCUCGAGCAGAGCGAAAAGAUCAUGAGCAGCCUCAACGAAAGCUGGGAGGAGAAGCUCACAAAAACGCAAGAAAUUCAAAAGGAGCGCGAAAAGGCUCUCGAAGAGCUCGGCAUCUCGGUCGACAAGGGCAACGUCGGCGUUCAUACGCCCAAGAAACUGCCCCAUCUCGUCAACCUCAACGAGGAUCCGCUCAUGUCCGAGUGUCUCAUCUAUCAGAUCAAGCCCGGUCAUACACUGGUUGGCAACCUAGACAGCGGUCCCGACGUUCAUAUCAAGCUCAGCGGCACCAAGAUCUUGAACAAGCACUGCAUGUUUGAUCAUCAGGACGGCCUUGUCACGGUCACCGCCAUGCCGGACAGCAUGACCAUGGUCAACGGCAAACGUCUUGCACCAGACGAGCCAAAGAGGCUUCGAUCGGGUUACAGAGUUAUCCUCGGCGACUUUCAUGUUUUUCGCUUCAACCAUCCCGAAGAGGUUCGAAAGGCGCGAGAUCGUGUCCGGUCCACCCUUGCUCUGUCCACGGGCGAAGCGCACAACGAAACGCUCAUCGAUGGCGACUUGCCCUCCACUCGUCCUGACUCGCCUGCUUCCGGAGACGUCGAUUGGACCUAUGCUCGCCGAGAGUACACCAUGGCCAAACUCAACGGUCAGAAUGUCAACUUUGACAACCUCAACGAGGAGGACCUCGAAAAGUUGUUCGAAGACAUCUCGCGGGCUCGAUCCAAAAAGUCGAUGGGAAGCGUACUCGGUCGUCCCGAGAGCCGAGCCAGUCUGUUUGACGAUAAUGCCAGCGAGUCGGCGAGCUCGGUUAUCCGACCGUACUCGCAUGGCGCACUCACCGACGAUACGAGCAUCGAUCCCUGGAGUCAGGCAGGCAGCGAGAUGGGUUCGAUGCGCUUCAGUGCCGGUACGCCGAUCAAGGAGAAUGCCUACACCGGUGCGGGCGCCUCGUCGCCGGCGCUUGUUGCUGCAAGCCACAGGGAGACCGAGUCACUGAGGGCAAAAGUGCGCGAGUACGAGGAAAAGUUGACCCGUAUGGCCAACGGUUCGCCCCGCCUAGCCGAUGAGCCUAUCGAAUACAGCGACACACAGAAGGCACUGCUACGAAAAGUGCUCGUCAAGUGGAAGGCACACACCAAGGUAUCGAUGGCCGAAGACGCUCUUUGUAAGGCGGUGCUCGUCAAGGAAGCCAACGUAAUCAGCAAGGAGCUCGCCAAGCGCGUCACGUAUCAAUACACCAUAGUUGAUGACUUUCCCCUCGCUGUGCCCACCUCAGGCGUCGAAGCCAUUGCCGGUCUCACCGAAUUCGAUGACGUCUCCGAUCCCGAUCUCGCUUCAUGCGCAAAACCAUGCAUGGGCAUCAAGGUGCUCGACUAUCUUCACUCGACCUGCUACGUUUGGUCCAUGCCAAAAUUUGAACAGCGUCUGCAAAAGAUGCGCAACCUAUACACGUUUGUCGACAAACCCGAAUACUCGAAACACUUGAACUGGUCCGAUCCUUUCUACGAGGCACCUCAUCCGACUUAUGCCUUUGUGGCGAGUACGUUGGUACCACUGACCCCGCUCUCUAGGCAGUUGUCGGCCAAGUAUCGAUUGCCGCUGCACGAUCGACAUACAGCCAAGCAGAUCGGGUGGUGCAGCGUUUCGGUGAAAUUUGUCAGUCUAUCCCCGGUACCCGUCAGUGCAAGAGCGGGAGGCACGGCUUUGCCGGCGCCAAGUGGAUCGCGUAACCCCAGCUCACCAACGUCUUCAUCUUGUACGAACGGUAUCGUGAAUCCACUUGUAGGGCAGAAGCUCGGAUUCCAGAUCUUGGUGGAUGCCAUCUCGGGCAUCUCGAGCGACGACUUUGCCAGCAUCCAUCUUCAAGUCAAGCUCAGCUCUUUUGCCGGAAACGAAUUGGGCAAGGACGAGAUCUACACCUCGAUCCCUGUGGAUCUGGUCAACCAAGAGUCGUUGGCCGAAGUGCGACUGCGCAGGACGCUCUCGUUUGUAUUGACACCGGAAACGAUCCAGUGGCUGCGCACGGGAGCAGCGCCGAUCGAGGUGUAUGCGAAAUUGCGACCGCAUUACCUUGUUGCACUGGAGCAGCACGACAGUGCGAGGGAGAGCGAGGGCCAACAGCACGCCGCUGCGUUUGUACCACUCCAUGACGAUUCCCGGUCCUUAACGGCAGGCCAGCAAAAGACCAUGUCAAAUACCAUCAAGGAGCGACUCUCGGAGAACGAGAUGCGGAACGAGGAACGACAUUUCAUCUUGGCCUCUGUGCAGAUUUGCGAGUUGGACGCAUCUGGAGAGUACAUGCCUGUGCCCGUGCGGGCGUCAUCGGCGCUCGAUCCGGGGUCGUUCUUCCUUCGACAAGGGUUGCAGCGGAAACUGGUGUUGCAGUUGGCGCACGAUUCCGGUCGUCAAUUUUUGUGGAGCAGAGUGACAAAGUUGGAGCUGGCAGACGUGCGACUUUUGGACAGCCGAGGUAGAGUGCAUGGAGGCAAAGCUUCCGACGCCGUCCAACUGAAAACGCCGCUCAAGCAGCAGUCGGUGGAAUUUGCCAACAAUGGGACGAGCCAACUCGAGCUGUGGGCUUGGUGGGACAGCAGCGUCCACGAUAGUCUGCAUCUCAAUCGGACGACGAGCGCUGGACAUCGAGUGCUGAUCCGACUCUCGUUCGAGAUCCAAGUGGAUCGCUGCAGUGCACCGGCGGCGUUCAGCAUGGACCUGGCCGUGUCGAUCAAUGGCAGGGACGCAAAGCCACCGGGAAGGCUGAUGAGCUUCAUCGAAGGAUCGACAAGCAUGACCAAGACAAGCGCGAUCUUUGAGGUCAGGCUGGUGCCACCGAUGAUGAAGCGGCCGUGCGAGCUUUGGAGGUUGGAUACGGGCAGCAAGUACGUGAGGGGACAGGAGAUGUUGGGAGGGUGGAAGGCAAGAGGCGUGAGCUUGGUUGGAGAUCAUGCGGCGUUGGUGCAAAGGGAGAGGCGGAGGGCGGAGGUGGAGGGUGUGAGGGCGACGUUGAAGGGGCGCUCUGCGAUGAUGAGGAAUGUAGAUGAUGCCAACGCGGAGAGUAAGGAGGAGUUGGCGGCGAGGGUGGUGGCGGUGUGGCAGCGCGCUGUGAGGGAUUCGAAGGUGGGAGUGGUGAUCGGAGUGCAGCCCAGUACGAAUGCCGCGAGUGCAGGCGGGACCACGUGUAAGACUGGUGCGGAUGGACUGGUUGGCAUGUUCGCAGCACCAUCCGCGGUGGACGGUACGAAUGGGUUGGGAAUUGACAAUCUGAGCGCAUCCUCUUCACCGGCCAAGAUCGAGCGCACUCGAUCCACUUGGUCGUCAACCGCACCGGCACCGGCACCGGCACCGUCAGCACCGGCAGCACCGGCGGCGCUGACGGCAAUUGUCGCACUGCUCCCACGCACUGCCACCACAUCUCAUCGGGGCUACCUCUGGAUCCCGCUCGAAACAAUCACAGACACGUGGGUGCGUCGAUUCUUGGUGCUCCGUCGUCCGUUUCUGCAUAUCUACGAGUCGAAUGCUCAAGUGGACGAGGUGAUGGUCAUCAACGUCGAAGCCGUCAGGGUGGAGUACGACGAAAAUACGGAACGCCUGCUGGGAAAGCAGAAUGUGUUUGCGGUGUAUACCGCCAACAACAGCUACUUUUUCCAGGCUGACUCGGACAAGGAUCGCCAAGUGUGGAUGAAGCUCCUGGACGGCUCGUACAACGGCGAUGCGGGCCAUGUGUUUUGCUGA
Messenger RNA from Mycosarcoma maydis (corn smut), 5031 nucleotides. RefSeq names its product Kinesin-3 motor protein. Gene Ontology annotation, biological process: cytoskeleton-dependent intracellular transport; microtubule-based movement. The coding region runs from base 1 to 5031 and encodes 1676 amino acids. Gene Ontology annotation, cellular component: microtubule; kinesin complex. Gene Ontology annotation, molecular function: microtubule motor activity; microtubule binding; ATP binding. The transcript has a single exon. The record is from RefSeq and is a predicted model, not a curated record. NCBI's taxonomy places the organism in Eukaryota, Fungi, Basidiomycota, Ustilaginomycetes, Ustilaginales.